Messenger RNA from Rotaria sp. Silwood2, 1032 nucleotides. NCBI's taxonomy places the organism in Eukaryota, Metazoa, Rotifera, Eurotatoria, Philodinida, Philodinidae. The record is from the annotation of a GenBank genome assembly.
AUGUCGAAUUUUAAUAAUACAACUAUAGAAGGAAAUUCAAGUUCAUUGUCAAAUUAUGAAAUUUCUCCAUUGAUUCGAUUUUGGUCUUAUCUUUUUCUUGAUAUAAUAUCUAUCAAAUGUACUCUAUUCGUGCUUUAUUAUCUUCUCUUUGAUCGUACACAUCGUCAAGCUCUUCAUAAUCAUAUUAUAAUUGUUCUUCUUUUUAUUGGUCUUAUUUAUGAAUUAACCGAUAUACCAUGGAUUCUCUAUUAUAAUUAUUGGGGUGUACCAAUGUUUUCAACAGUAACAUUUUAUUUAAUUUGGGUAUUUGUUGAUUAUGCAUUUUAUUCUGCUCAAAUAGCAUUAUUUGCUUGGGCUACUGUAGAACGACAUAUACUCAUUUUUCAUGAUAGAUGGAUAUUAACUAGAAAGAAACGUUUAUUUAUUCAUUAUGUUCCCAUAGCAGUCAUACCUAUAUAUUGUUUUAUAUUUUAUUGUUUUAUUUAUUUUAGUUCAUUUUGUGAAAAUUCAUUUGAUUCAUUCGUAGCUGGUGGUAUCUAUAUACCUUGUCUAUUUAGUCGAACUAUUUUAGGAUCAUGGGAUUUAAUUGUUCAUCAAGUUAUUCCAACACUUACGAUAGUCAUUUUUAGUUUUCUUCUUAUAUUACGUGUAAUACGACAAAAACAACGAUUAAAUCAACCAAUUAAAUGGCGAAGACAUCGAAAGAUGACAAUUCAAUUAUUAUCUAUUUCAUGUAUUUAUUUAUUAUUUAAUUUUCCAUGGACAUUUUUAGUUUUUGCUUUUCAAUAUGGUUUACCAGCUGAUAUUGCUUAUAUUCCAUUAUUAUAUGCUGGAUAUCUUUAUUAUUAUGUUUUAUUUCUAUUUCCAUUUGUAUGUUGUGGAUCAUUGCCUGAAUUACGAAAAAAAUUCGUUGAAAAACUUUUUUCAUGUCGACGACGGCAACAAAAACAACAAAAAAAAACUUCUUCAAGCGCGCUUACAUCAAAUACAUCUAAGAAUAGAAAUUCUCAAGUACAAAAAACAAUUCGUUAA